Molecule: messenger RNA, 1936 nt
Organism: Amphiprion ocellaris (clown anemonefish)
Lineage: Eukaryota; Metazoa; Chordata; Actinopteri; Pomacentridae
Product: B2 bradykinin receptor-like
Exons: 2
Coding region: 1-1050 (349 amino acids)
Biological process (GO): neutrophil chemotaxis; G protein-coupled receptor signaling pathway; immune response
Cellular component (GO): membrane
Molecular function (GO): bradykinin receptor activity
Source: RefSeq, a predicted model, not a curated record
AUGACUCUUUUGUCAAGCACGAUCUUUUGUCUGGUUUUCCUUCCUUUAUUUCUCAACAGCAUCCCUGCAAACUUCAGCCAUGAAGCUGUGGAUGAAAAUCAAAACAGCACAGAUGACACUUGGUGCCACUACAAUCCAAAUGAUUGGAUCUUCACAGUGAUUCCAGUGUACAUCUUGAUCAUCAGUGUGCUGGGAAUCUUCUUGAAUGUCUUUGUGUUGAUGGUUUUCUGGCUCCACAAAAAGGCCUGUACUGUGGCUGAGAUCUACCUGAGCAACCUGGCUGCUGCCGACCUCUUUCUGAUGUCUCCUUUUCCCGUCCUUGCUGUGAUUGCAGGAACAAAAUAUGACUUGCACCUUAGUGAAACUGUUUGUAAACUGCUUCCCUUCGCCAUCAGCAUGAAUGUCUACUGCAGCAUCAUCAUCCUUGCUCUGGUGAGCAUUGACCGAUAUUUGGCACUAGUUCACCCACUGACCAGUGGAAGAAUGCGGAGGCCAUUUUACGCCAAAGUGGCAUGUGUGCUGGUGUGGGGUGUAUGCUUUCUCUUGAAUGUUCCCUCACUCAUUUACAGGGAAGUUGUACAUGACUCUGAGAGAAAUUUUACCACAUGUGAUUUAAAUUUUCCAAGUCCUUCCACGUUUCUGGUGUUUGAAGGGAUCAGUUUGUUCAUCUUCAUCAUCCCCACUUUCCUUAUUUCCUUCUGCACCCUCAAAAUCACUAACACUCUGAGUGGGACUUUGAAGAAGGAGUUAAAUGCUCAGAAAAAAGAGCAGAAGGCCACCACUCUGGUCCUGGUGGUCCUCUUGGCGUUCCUCAUCUGCUGGGUACCAAUGCAUGUGGUUAGCAUACUAUACCUGCUCAGUAGAGUUAAUAUUCUGAAUGGGUGCCGCUUUUUCAACAAUUUGUACAUCUGCCAACACAUUUUCACCAGUUUAGCCUUAUCCAACAGUGUUCUCAACCCCAUUCUCUAUGUCAUUGUAGGGAAAACCUUCCAGACAAAAGUUAAGGAAUUAUUCAUGCAGAUAAGCACAAACGUGUCAAGACGUCUUUAAGCUGAAGAUACUUUAAUAAUGGUGAUCUUUUGACUCAGUGUGCAUGUUUUCAAGAUCUUGUACAAUAAAACAACAUAGCCCUAACAACAGCAACCUUCGUGACAACACAAAAGUCCGAGGUCAGGAUGAUUGAGACAUACACAUUAUUUAAAUAAAGCCACAUUUUAUUGGUGUUUUGUGUCAAACUUUAACAGAUGUGUUGAAAUGAAGGUGUGGUCAUUCUGAAAGGAAGUGACUUAAUGUGACUCUGUUUCAUUAGCUAUCAGACAUACAUCAAAUACCAUUACCACACGUUUUACAGCAGCAAUAAUGGACACAAUGUAAGAAAAUGGAAGUAAUGUGCCAAAGAAAUGGAGGCAGACUUCGUGUCUCUAUGUAACAUCAUUGAAACUUUAGAUAUAACAAGUCAGUGUUGGGAUGUUUCAUGCCUGAAUGCAUGUGUAUGUCUGUGGAUAUGUAUUUUAAACUCUUUUUCUGUCUUGUGUAUUUGUACAUUGUGACAUAACUGUAUUGUUGCGUGAUUGUGAUAUUCAAAAACAAACAUCAUCCUAUUUUAAAAUCCUGUAAUAUUUCUUAGUUUUGUGUGUGACAUUGCAACUCAAGUCAACACUGGAGACUGGCAACCGGCACACUGUGCAGAUAUUUGAAUGCUUGUAUAGUUUGUUGCUUUGUGCAUAGUAUUUACUAUUCAAAGUCAGAGGAUCAGGAUAAAUAGUCAUACCGCUGUAUCUGUAUUUUUUUAACACAUUUCAGUGUUGCUGAAACAACUUCGGUGUGUAAACUGUGAAGUGUUUGCAUAUUUAAAAUACUAAAAAGGAAACUCAGAACAAUGAACUUUCCAUACCUUUUUAGUCACGUGUAGUGUAAUUCUGCUACAUUCAUUUUG